GGAGGCACAGUGUGCCGCCCGGCCGAGGCCCGUGCGCUGAGCGCAGCGACGACCAUGGCGAUCCUGAGUCGCUGCUGUUUCUUGUGCAGUAUACGCGACGGGACGCUCGUCAUAGGAAUCACCUGCAUCGUCUGUCGCGUUUUGGCCUCUGUCGCCUGUGUGGUGCUUCUGGCGUCGUACGCGCACGAGCACGGGGCAGAGCCAGGAGGCACGCUCAGAUACAAUAUGACAUCUCUCAAGCUCCUUCUGCCAGACAACCUGCUCGUCGUACUGUUCAGUGGAUUCCUGGUGAUAGGAUUAGUGAAGAAUCGCCGCUACUACCUCAUUCCUUGGAUAGUAUGGGUGUCAGCCAGCUGCAUUAUACUAAUCAUCCUAUGGUGCCUUCGGGCGAUCAUCGCCAUCAAGGAUCAGGUGCUGACUGACAUCGCGUUGCUGGGAGCUGCUCUGGUGUUGUUCAGCUUACAGGUGUACUUCAUACUGGUUGUCUUAUCGCAUUACCAGAACAUGAAGAACUCGUCUCGUCAAUUAUCUGUUGUUAUAAAGGUGUGAAGGUGGAACAAGAACAUGUACAUAGAAAUAAAUAUU
Messenger RNA from Dermacentor andersoni, 585 nucleotides. RefSeq lists its product as uncharacterized. Lineage: Eukaryota; Metazoa; Arthropoda; Arachnida; Ixodida; Ixodidae. The record is from RefSeq and is a predicted model, not a curated record.